Anopheles maculipalpis is the source of this 702-nucleotide messenger RNA. RefSeq lists its product as uncharacterized. The record is from RefSeq and is a predicted model, not a curated record. The transcript is spliced from 2 exons. NCBI's taxonomy places the organism in Eukaryota, Metazoa, Arthropoda, Insecta, Diptera, Culicidae. Bases 1 to 702 code for a protein of 233 amino acids.
AUGAACGGUUUUAUUGUUUUACUCUUUGCUUUGGGUGCUAUAUACCCAUCAGCAACCGUACUGGCACAACCAGCUCUAGUUCGAGUAGUUCGACAGGAAAACCAACUGCCUGAAGAUGUUGGCUCUCCUGAGCAGCAAGAUCAAUCCGUUCAAUCCGUACAAUCGAUACAAUCAAUUAGAGAAAUAAAGCAACAAGAAACUACAGCUGAAGGUAGUCCCGACACUGCCACUCCGGAAGCACAAACACCCAUCGAACAGGAUACGUCUACUGCGCCUGCGCAAUUUGGCCAACUACAGGACGCAACAACUGCACCGUCCAAUCCUACCGAUGCUCCGGAAGGUCCGAAUUCUGAGAAUCCAAAUCCAAACAAUCCCUCGCCAACUUCGGCUCCAUCCCCACCGGUUCCAGUAGUGCUUAACAUGAACGUAAUAGUACUCGGGGAAGGGUCGGAUGCUUUGGGUACCAAUUGUCAGACGGAAAUAUCGCAACAAAAGAGCCCUAUCUUCCAGAUGCAGAGUGCGCUUCGUAGCAAGAAACGCAAAUCGAAGAAAAAGAAUCGUCGCAUUGAUCCAAUUCAGAUAAGACUUCCAUUGCUGGUGACGGAACCAGUGACGCAACCAACCUUGUGGGAUGAUGAGGAUUACGUAGGGUUUGGUAGAAGCAGACAGAGUUUCGGAAAGGGUGAUUGUCUGUUUUGCUGA